GAGAAGGAAAGAGGAGCAUACUGACCUGAAUUUCUUCUGAGAUCAUCAGAUCUGCUCUACACCGCCGGCCAGUUUCAACCGCAUGCUCUUUUAGACCCAAACACCACGGAUCUGCACACAGACCGAGCAGAGGUGGAGAGCGUAGAAGACCCUGCUCAUGGAUGAGGAUGAGGAUGAUGUGUUUGGGCCUGUCUCACAGUGCUGGCCUUCCUCUAACAGGGAGAUAAAGCAGGAGGACCACAGCACACAGACUCCAGGGAGCCCCGCGGCACGGCUGAAUGGCAUGCUGCCCUACAGUGUGGCCGAGGAGCCCAGACGCCUUUUCUAUGGUAGUGCAGGAUUGCUAUUGCUGACGCCAUCUGCCCGUUCUGACCGUAUCCAGCACGCCAUGUUUCCUGAGAAUCAGCCUCGCCGACGGCCUGCACACAGCUUGGAGGCUCAGAUCGGCCGGAAACUCCAGAUGAUUGGCGACCAAUUCUAUCAAGAGCACAUGCUGCAACACCGAAACCAAAGGAACCAGUGGCCGUUUUGGCUGCGUUUGGCCUCCGCGUUGUAUGCGCUCCUGUUUAACGGCGAGCCAGCGGUUCUCCAGAGGAGACAGGAAGAUCGCAGGUGAGACGGCCAUUGUGACGAGAUCUGCCGCCACGUCCGCUUAACGGCACUGUUCUACUUUCAACACGGGUUUUUAGGGGAAGAAAACAAGAAGGAAGACGAUCUCUGCGGGACGGGGACCCUUCCUUUCUUUUUGUUGUUGUUCCCCCCGAGAAGAUGCCAUGGUGUUCGAGAUUAUUUUCAUACAAGACUUGUUGAGCUAUUUUGUACAAUACUUUCCAUCUUUGAAUUUUGCUUGCACUUCCAGAUGUGUACAUUAUGAACAACUUCUGUCUUGGGAAUGCCUUAUCUCCAGCCACUGCAGAAAGACUGUUGAAUACUGAAUGUGGACUGAAGAGAAGAUCGUGGUUUGGAAGGGGUGUUUUUUUUUUUUUUUUUUUGUCUCCCCCUCCCGCCUUCUUUUCCCUAAAAUCUUCCAGGACACCAAUCAGCUUGUCUAAUCUCCAAAGAUUUUUGCACCUCAGUAUGUUUGCUUCUGUAGGGUUUUAUAAUUGUUAGGAUUUUUUUAGCUUAUUUUUGCUAUUCUUUUCCCCACAGCAGUUUGCAGGAAUAGGAAGUAGACAGACAUCUACUACUUGAAUUUGGUGUUUCUCACUGAUGAGCUUGUCAAUAAUCAAUCAGCAAGCAAAAUCAGCAAAUAAUUAGAUGCCUAGAGGCAAUAUGACGAUGAUGACAUCAUCUCCAUUUAAGCCUGAAGAACAAGAGUGCAGUGCCUAUUAUGAUACAAUUUUUUUUAAACCACCUUCCUCAAACUUUCAGUGAAGGUUUAAGCAACCUGAUUGCUUGUAUGCUUCUUUUUUUUUUCAUUGUCAAAGGAAAUUCACUGUGGGUAUUAGUCUGCAAGUUCAACACCAACAAAACCUCAGUACUCAUUCUCACCACGUGUUCAGGUUAAGUUAAAAAAAAAAAGUCACUGAUUUUCUACUGAACGUUCUAUGUACCACUGGUCCUUUAGGCUGGCUGUUGAACAUCAUUGUGGCCGCUCGUUUUCUCAGCCACAGAGCAAUACUGUGUCUGUGAAGUGACUGCAUUUCUGCUCUCAGGAUACUCGGGUGUUUUUUACAGAAUUUCAAGUUGUAUUUGUGCUUUUUAUACCUUCCAGAUGAUUUUGUUUCAGUGGUUUAAAUGUUUUUGUUUGUUUUUAGGGUUUUUUUUUUGUUCUUUUUUAUUUUUUAAUAACCACUACUUUUGACUAUUUUAGAUAAGGAUGUCCUUCUGUAAAUCGAUGGUAAGACUGUAACUGCUUUGUUUGAAGACACUGAUGGAUUCUUAAUGCUGUUUUUUUUUUUUUUUUGCUUAUAGAGCUUUUCUUUUUUUUCUUUUUUUUUUAAGGAGUGAUGUAUAUUUUGUGAGACUCGGUUUUCCAAGUUCCCACCUUUAAAAAGAUAUUUCUUGCUGUUACACACACACACGCGCACGCACACACACACACACACACACACACACACACAGAGUAGAUACAUUGAUGCCAGAAGCACAGGUUAUUGUUGAAUGUGAUAUGAAGGACCUAGGAUGGUUUAAUUUUAAAACAUAUUAAACAAAAGCUCCAAGAUUGAAACACACUGAUAAGCAGUUAGAGUCUGUUAAAAUCAAGUUAGAAUUUGCCUUGUUGAUUUGCAUAUUUACUUGUCACACACAAAAAAUAAUAAUAAUAGUUUAACUGUGGUCCUACAAUUACAUGGGUACACAGGCAUGGUACAAAACAGCUCAAGUUCUCAUCACUGAACGGUGUUCCCAGCUGUGUUUGUGAGUGUGGGGCACAGGCUACUUUUCAAGCAUGGUGAAUGUCCAGAGAAAUGCUGAUGUUUGUUUCCUGCAGAUCGUGAACGCUGAGCCAGUGACUGUAGCCCUCACAUCUCAGUAGCUACCUUUCUCAUUUCACCUAGUCUCCAUCCAUAUACUUUCACUCCUAAUCCUUUUAGGUAUGCUGAUUUUUUUUUUCUUUAAUUUGUAAUUUAUAUAUGUUUUUGUCCUUUUUUAUUUAUUUCUUUGUAUAUUGAUCCAUUGCUACUGUAUAGGUUGUGUGCAAUUUCUUUUCUGUUCAUUUCUUGCCACUUUUGUGUUUUGGUUUUGGAUGUGUCUGUUUCGUCUUCUUCCUCACCCUGUGGAUUAAAGCGGUGAGAGGUUAGCCCUUUUUGGAUCUUAUUUCAUGGUGAUUAACUUCCUGAAUACCUUUUUUAACAUUAAGGUUAUCAAAAGUGAACCCAAAGACAUCAGUGUAGUACUACAGGACCGUAUUGUGCAGAUUGGAGCAAUUGUGUUAUGAACUAUGAAGGGAAAUGGAUUUUUAGUCCAGUCAUUGUUUUGAAGGACUCUGUCCUCAAGUCUUGGUAUUAAUGGUAAUGACAAAAAUGAGAAGGAAAUGUAACAUAACUGAAUCCAUUUACCAGACUGAAGGAAUCUAACAGCAGUGAAGGAUUGUGAAGUUAACACUUCCAGAUGGGUGACAAAUGAAAGGUAGAUAAAAUACAGGCUCUUAGGCUCUGGGAGGUAUUUUGCUGACCACUUCACCCUAUGUACAGUACCAGUCCAAAGUCUGGACACACCUUCUAAUCCAAAGUUUUUUCCUUAUUUUUAUUAAGACUAUUAUAUAAGUAAUGAUGCAUGUCGUUUCUCUUUACUUAGCUGAGCGGUGCUUGACAUAAUACAGAUUACUACAGUUGUGGAAUAGGGCUAAUUACUGUAUUUUUAUUAUUUACUAUUUACUGUUAAUACAUUAAGAGGACAAGAAAUUCCACUAAUUAACUUUUGACGAGGCACGCCUGUUAUUGAAAAGCAUUCCAGGUGACUACCUCAUGAAGCUGGUUAAGAUAAUGCCAGUCGUGUGCAAAGCGUCAUCAAGGUAAACAAACGGUGGAUACUUUGAAGAAUUGAAAAUAUGAAACACAUUUUGUUUACCACAUAAUUCCAUAUGUUAUUUCAUAAUUUUGAUGUCUUCAGUAUGUAGAUGUAGAAAAUAGUCAAAAUACAGACAAACCUGUGAAAUGAGGUGGUGUGUCCAAACUUUUAACUGGUUGUGCGUAUGUAUACGUAUUUUCUAAGAUGUAUUGAUGCUGGCCUAGUGGAUUGUGGUGACUCAACACUGUUAAUUUGUCACCCGUCUAUCUUAUGUUACAGUAAGUUUCCUUUAAACCCCUAUAUUUUUUAGAAUCCUUUGAAACAUUGCAUAUACAUUAACAUGGCUGAUUAUUCGACAAAAGAAAUGCUUUGAUUAUUAUUACUAUUAUUAUUAGCUCCCUAAGAGCAUAGGCCACCAACAAGGAUUUGCCCAUAAUACAGCAGUGAAAAGAAAACUUGUGGUCACCAUUCUCCUUGACCUCAUUUCCAUGAUGCUCAGUCUCCUACCAGGUUUUGUUCAAAAUUUUCAAUAUUCUAUUACAUCUGUAAAUAUUUCUCAAUGAAGAAAACAGGGUAGGAAAGAUUGAUCAAGACACUGGGCCAUGUUAAUGAGUUAGCUGUCUAUUUUCACUGUAUCCACUAUUUUCUUGAUUUACAUACACUGGAAAAUAUUUGUAAUUUUUUUUCUCCCCCAAACUCAAAGGGUUUUUUUAAAAAUUAAAUAUUCCAGUGUUGUUCUAAGUAGCCUCUCCUGGUUCUCCUAAUAUAUUUCAGGUGACAGGCACAAGUAACAUGUAUUUUUUCCUUUUACUCAAAGGAUUGCAAGCACACCCAUGGUGUCCAGUAUUAGUUUGAUGAAGUGGUUUGUACAGAGGAAGAACGAGGAGCUGAGGUCUCGCCACCAAAUUUAACAGUUCAAAGACAUUCAAAGUUUACAAGAAUCUUGACCAGGCCUAUCUUUGAUGGAAAAUAACAGUAUCAAAGUAUUUUGGUCUCAAAUUUUGGUUUCCAUUUUCCAAAAUUAGAUGUACUGAUGUUUGAGGGAUUAUACUUUUUUUUAAAUACAAUUUUGUUUUUCAUGUUAAAAUAAACCAUAGACUAAAUAUUUUUAUCAACUGGUAUUUGAUAAUACCCCUUUUUUUUUAAAUAAAUUGCCAGAAACCUGUUAUUGUAAUAUUUUAUGAUUACAGAGAUGCCUAAACACCUUUUUAGUUCAUAAGUUUAAAAAAGUCUUGAGGCUCACAAUUCUCUGUAUACCAAGAAAUGAGACCCAGCGAAAAUGUAGCAUUUGUUGUAAACAUUGAACUGUGCGUCUUCGAGACUGUACCGUGCACUCUGGAACGUGUUUUUCUUAUGUUUUGAUACAGUAUAGAAGUUUUAGACAAUGUUAUCUAGUGCAAUAUGCUGUAUAUAAGAGCUUUGCUCUGCAAAAAUGAUUUCUGACUUUUUUUUCCAUUGGUACAUUUUUCUUUUUCAUUAAAAUUGUAUU
Neoarius graeffei (lesser salmon catfish) is the source of this 4939-nucleotide messenger RNA. It is a transcript of the gene bmf1, whose product is annotated as BCL2 modifying factor 1. The coding region runs from base 158 to 616 and encodes 152 amino acids. The transcript has 4 exons. Gene Ontology annotation, cellular component: myosin complex. The record is from RefSeq and is a predicted model, not a curated record. Gene Ontology annotation, biological process: apoptotic process; negative regulation of autophagy; positive regulation of apoptotic process. Lineage: Eukaryota; Metazoa; Chordata; Actinopteri; Siluriformes; Ariidae.